CAUAACACCGGCAGAACUCUAAAAUUGACUCGAACGUAAGGCUAAAUAUAUAAUGUAAAAAAGAGUCGACUCCAACUGGCAUCCGCUUGUUGCUUCGCUCUUUGGCAUUGUAUGGGAAAGGGCUUCUGUGCAAAAUGGUCAGUAAGCUGCCUGAGCAGUCCGCCCAUCUAGUCAAGCUCGCUCCGUCCAACCAGGUGGCCGUUGCCGUGGUUACCAAUCUCCAGAGACCCCGCUCGACCCCCCGCCGCCGGCCGCUAAUCGCGUUCAUCGUGUUCUCCGGCGACCUGGGCACCUACAUAAGACGCCAGCUGGACCGCCUGGUGGCAAAGGUCUGUGCCCUGUUUCGCUCCUAUCUGGGGGUCGCCUACCGGGAUGUGGCCCUGUCCCCGGACAUGGCCCAAAGGCUGGCGGCGGUGGGCCGAAAGACCUUGGUCCUGGACCUGGACGAGACUCUAGUGCACUCCUGCUACAGCGAUCCGGAGCUCCACGAAAGCGUCAGCUGCAACCAGUUGCCCGCGGACGCGCAGCCCGAUUACUUGCUCAGCGUUUCGAUCGAUGGCCUCGAACCGAUUGCCUUCCGGGUCUUCAAGCGACCACAUGUGGACGUCUUUCUGGACUUUGUGUCCAAGUGGUAUGACCUGGUGAUCUACACGGCCAGCCUGGAGGUGUACGCCGCUCAGGUGGUGGAUCUGCUGGACGCGGGACGUGGCAUGAUGCCGCGACGCUUCUACCGGCAGCACUGUCGCGCCUCCACCUCAACUGUGUCCAAGGAUCUGACCCUGGUCAGUCCGGACAUGCGCGGCACCUUUAUCAUCGACAACUCGCCGUACGCGUACCGCGAUUUUCCGGACAAUGCCGUCCCUAUCAAGACCUUCAUCUACGAUCCCAACGACACGGAGCUGCUCAAGCUGCUGCCUUUCCUCGAUGCCCUUCGCUUUACCAGGGACGUGCGAUCGAUUCUCGGCCGGCGUGUUGUCCACUAGAACUCCGCCUGAGUAAAGGCCAAUUAACUGAGCCAAAUCGCACAAGUAUAUGUCCAACAAUUAAACAACC
This is a messenger RNA of Drosophila gunungcola (fruit fly), 1053 nucleotides long. RefSeq names its product CTD nuclear envelope phosphatase 1. NCBI's taxonomy places the organism in Eukaryota, Metazoa, Arthropoda, Insecta, Diptera, Drosophilidae. Bases 135 to 983 code for a protein of 282 amino acids. Gene Ontology annotation, molecular function: protein serine/threonine phosphatase activity. The transcript has a single exon. The record is from RefSeq and is a predicted model, not a curated record.